ACUUACUAUGACAAUCCAACUAUUCAGACGAAGGAUGUCUAGCUACGCUUUCCGCAUCGCGCCGUCGAUACAGGCCACAAGCAAGCCGCCGAUUCCGCAGGCGUACAAAUGGGCGGAGGCGUACAAGCCUCAGCCAGGAAGACCGCUACUGGACAUGUCACAGGGCGUCCCGGGCAUACCUCCGCCGAAGCCCCUGCUCGACGCACUUGCACUUGCGGCUUCGGACCCAGAGAGCUGUGGGUACGUGGCCAAUGCAGGCGAACCAGCGUUGCGCGAUGCUGUCGCAUCGGAGAUGAAGACAGUGUACGGCGAGAGCACGGACGUCACGGCAGACGACGUCUUUAUCACGGCAGGCUGCAACCUCGCGUUCACGGCCGCCAUCAUGGCCGUUGCGCAGAAGGAUGACGAAGUUAUACUUCCGGUCCCUUGGUACUUCAACCAUGAAAUGACGCUCUCCAUGCUCGGUAUCAAGCCUGUCUGGCUGAGAACACGUGCGGAAUUGGGGUUCCAGCCUUCAGUCGAGGAGUGCGAGAAGCUGAUCACCUCUUCGACGCGCGCGGUCGUGUUGGUCACACCGAACAACCCAACAGGUGCUGUGUAUUCUCCAGAGCUAAUUGCCUCGUUCGCUGUCCUGGCAUACAAACAUUCCAUCCCAUUGAUCAUGGACGAGACCUACCGCGACGUCAUCAGUACUGGCCCGCCUCAUCAUCUCUUCUCAAACAAGCCUGUGCUCCCCAAGUCACUUCCGUCUGGCUUGGCCCUACCAGCAGACUGGAACUGGCGGCGGACACUGAUCCAUCUGUUCUCCUUCUCCAAGUCAUAUUGCAUUCCUGGGCAUCGCCUCGGGUUGAUCGUCUCGUCGCACGAUCUGAGCUCGGCAGUCAACACCGCGCUCGACAACAUACAGAUCUGCGCCCCACGCCCGCCUCAGCGUGCACUUGCGCCCCUGCUCCCCUCUCUGCGCCCGUUUGUCCAGGAAACUGCGCGGGCGAUUGACGCGCGGCACAAACUCUUUAGGGCGCACCUUCCCGAGCGGUGGCACAUUGGGAGCCAGGGCGCUUACUAUGCGUUUGUGCGUCAUCCGUUUAAGGACGUCGAUGCCGCAGAUGUAUGUAAGAAGCUGGCGGAGGAUAUUGGAGUGCUUUGCUUGCCCGCGGGCUUCUUUGGUCCGGGACAGGGAGGCCGUGCUGAGGGCGGUAUGGGGAAGUGGAUCCGGUUUUCGGUCGCCAACGUGGAUGAUGAGAAGGUGAAGCGGGUAUGUGAGCGGUUGAGGGAGUGCGAGCGAGCGUUUGGGUGGGCGAUGGAUUAACUGCUUACAAGACCUGCCAGAACCAUACUCUGGCAGUAAGUACGAUGCCAUCUUUUCCUGUGUCGCGAAUAAUGCUAUGGACUCUGUACUACGAUU
Molecule: messenger RNA, 1405 nt
Organism: Phanerochaete carnosa HHB-10118-sp
Lineage: Eukaryota; Fungi; Basidiomycota; Agaricomycetes; Polyporales; Phanerochaetaceae
Exons: 5
Coding region: 35-1309 (424 amino acids)
Biological process (GO): biosynthetic process
Molecular function (GO): pyridoxal phosphate binding
Source: RefSeq, a predicted model, not a curated record